AUGUCAACACUGAACCAUCUUUUUGAUCUUCCUGAACAGAUAUGUUACGUACAAUGUGGAUUCUGUACCACUAUUUUAAUGGUAAGUGUUCCAUGCAGCAGUUUGUCAAUGGUGGUAACAGUAAGAUGCGGGCACUGCACAAGCCUCCUUUCUGUAAACAUGAUGAAAGCUUCUUUUGUCCCGUUCCACCUUUUGGCAUCUCUUAGUCAUCUGGAGCCAAAAGAGAGUAGUCCAGAACAAGAUGCUAACAAGACUUUGAACAGCCACAGUGCAUCCCUGAUGACCUAUUCUGAUUGUGAGGAAGAGGAUGUCAUUCCAAUGAGUAAUAUUGUGAAUAAACCCCCAGAAAAGAGACAGCGAACACCAUCAGCUUAUAACUGCUUUAUCAAAGAAGAGAUUAAAAGGCUAAAGGCUGAAAACCCUGACAUGGCUCACAAGGAAGCUUUUAGUACAGCUGCAAAAAAUUGGGCUAAUUUUCCCCCAACUCAGUGCAAAGGAGAUGAAGAGAGCUGUAGCCAGACAGAUCAACUUGUGGAUCUUGACUCCCACCUGGACCCUCCUGAUGCUGAGGUCAAUGAAGAAGAUGGUCAAGGUUUCCGUGGAAGAAAGAUCCCCAGGAACUCCAUCUUGGAAAGGACGCCGUUUGAGUGA
This is a messenger RNA of Sphenostylis stenocarpa, 651 nucleotides long. The record is from the annotation of a GenBank genome assembly. NCBI's taxonomy places the organism in Eukaryota, Viridiplantae, Streptophyta, Magnoliopsida, Fabales, Fabaceae.